AUGAUCAUACGUGUGACGUGCGAGUCGGAGGGGGGCGCGCAGUGCCCGCAAUGGGCGCUCGUGGAGCUGCAGGGCGAGCUGCGCGCCGACCUGCCCGCGCUCGCCUCCGCGCUGCCCGCCUCCGCGCUGCGAGGCGACGGCGGGGGAAACGGCCGCGAGGGGUCGGUGCCCGGCAGCGCGGAAGGCGGCGGCGCGGGUGACUGUGACGCGGGGCGCGCAUGGGCGGAGGGGUGCACUCCAAUCGGCGUGCUGACGUGCCCGCGCCAGGGAGCAGUGCGGCUGCAGGUGGGGCACAACCAGCUGGAGGGCGCCAUGGCGGCGCUGCCCAAGCCGCUGGUGCUGCUCCGCAAGACAGCCGCUGCAGUGCCGCCACAUGGGGGGCAGAGAGAGGCGGGCGCAGCAGAGGCAGAGAGUGGAUGGAGAGGCUCGUGGGGUGGCGCGCAGGCGAGGGGUGGUGAGGACACAGCAGGGCAAGAGGGUGUGGGAGGAGGGGGAGAAGGGGAGGCGAGGGUAGGGUACAGAGUGGAGGGGGUGAUUCGCUGCAAGCUCAUCUUCAAGACUCGCCCCAAGCUCGUUCUCUCGGGCGCUCGAUAG
Closterium sp. Yama58-4 is the source of this 594-nucleotide messenger RNA. NCBI's taxonomy places the organism in Eukaryota, Viridiplantae, Streptophyta, Zygnematophyceae, Desmidiales, Closteriaceae. The record is from the annotation of a GenBank genome assembly.